Messenger RNA from Hemicordylus capensis (graceful crag lizard), 1996 nucleotides. Its product is annotated as casein kinase II subunit alpha-like. The record is from RefSeq and is a predicted model, not a curated record. Bases 442 to 1620 code for a protein of 392 amino acids. The transcript is spliced from 14 exons. NCBI's taxonomy places the organism in Eukaryota, Metazoa, Chordata, Lepidosauria, Squamata, Cordylidae. Gene Ontology annotation, molecular function: protein serine/threonine kinase activity; ATP binding. Gene Ontology annotation, biological process: protein phosphorylation. Gene Ontology annotation, cellular component: cytosol; nucleus; protein kinase CK2 complex.
CGCCUCCCCCCACCCCCCUCCGCACUGCCGCGGCCGCCGCCAUAUUGUCACCCCCAGCGGACCGGGGAGAGGCCAGCCCCCUCCCUCGCUCUCCCCCCCCUCCCGCAAGGAGCGGACCCGGGAGGGAACUGCCUGCUCGUCCCUGUCGUCGCCGCCGCUCGAGCGGCCCGGCCAGGGACUGGGCGAUGCUGUGACCAGACGCCUGCCUCUUGGCCUUUUCUCCUCCUGUGACGGAUGGAGGCUGCCUGACAACGUGGGAGCGCCUUGCCUUGUCUUGCCUUCCUGAGCUCUGCCUGGCCGGUCCCUGCUACCCUCCUCCCUGCCUGGAAUGCUGUAUGUGCCUUCCUCUGCCUCUUGCGGGACAGCUCCGGGUUACUUUUGGGCUACAAAUUAACCAAGGCUCAAGAGCCAUUGAGGUGCUGAGCAUCCCGCUGGGACAGGAUGUCGGGCCCGGUGCCAAGUCGAGCGAGGGUUUACGCAGACGUGAACACCCAGAGACCCCGCGAGUACUGGGACUACGAGUCACACGUCGUGGAAUGGGGCAACCAAGAUGACUACCAGCUUGUGCGGAAACUCGGCCGUGGCAAAUACAGCGAGGUCUUUGAAGCCAUCAAUAUCACCAACAACGAGAAAGUCGUGGUGAAAAUCCUCAAGCCAGUAAAAAAGAAGAAAAUCAAGCGUGAGAUCAAGAUCCUGGAAAAUCUCCGAGGUGGACCCAAUAUUAUCAGCCUUCUAGACAUAGUCAAAGACCCUGUGUCUCGGACGCCCGCCCUGGUCUUUGAGCAUGUCAACAACACCGACUUCAAGCAACUGUAUCAGACGCUCUCGGACUUUGACAUCCGAUUCUACAUGUAUGAAAUCCUGAAGGCCCUGGAUUACUGCCACAGCAUGGGGGUCAUGCAUCGGGACGUCAAGCCCCACAACGUGAUGAUCGACCACGAGCACAGGAAGCUGCGCCUGAUUGACUGGGGGCUGGCGGAGUUCUACCACCCCGGGCAGGAGUACAACGUGCGGGUGGCCUCGCGGUACUUCAAGGGGCCAGAGCUGCUGGUGGACUACCAGAUGUAUGACUACAGCCUGGACAUGUGGAGCUUGGGCUGCAUGCUGGCCAGCAUGAUCUUCCGCAAGGAGCCCUUCUUCCAUGGCCACGACAACUACGACCAGCUGGUGCGGAUCGCCAAGGUGCUGGGCACAGAAGACCUCUACGACUACAUCGACAAGUACAACAUUGAACUGGACCCCCGCUUCAACGACAUCCUGGGCAGACAUUCCCGCAAGCGGUGGGAGCGUUUUGUGCACAGCGAGAACCAGCACCUGGUCAGCACGGAGGCGCUGGACUUCCUGGACAAGCUGCUCCGCUACGACCACCAGACGCGGCUCACGGCCCGCGAGGCCAUGGAGCACCCCUACUUCUAUCCUAUAGUGAAAGAUCCAGCCAGGAUGGGUUCCACCCCUGGGCUUGCUUCCGCAAACACGCCUGUCAGCUCCUCCAGCAUGUUGGCAGGGAUCGCCUCCAUGUCUGCCUCGCAGCCCAUGGGCAGCCUGGCUGCCUCGCCUGUCAUCUCCUCCCCCAACGCCCUGGGGUCACCGGUCCCUGCCGCCGCCGGAGCACAGCCUUGACCUCAGCCACAGCACCUCCUGGUUUCGAGCACCGCCAAGGCCGCUGGCCCGCCCCUGCCCGCCUGCCCCCGCAAGGCCCUGCUGCCCAUCCACAGCAGGCGGGAGAGGGACGGGGGGAGCGGGGAGGCCUCUCUGGAAUCUCUCUCUUUUUUGGUUUUGUUUCUGUUGAGUAUGUCAAAGAGCCAAGCCUCGGCUGCUGCUCCUCUCCGGGCAGCAAGGAGCGUGGACUCUGGCUACGGACGGAGGCGUCUCUGUGGUCUGUGUCAAGUUACGUGAGCGGCAUUCUUCCCAUCAGGGGCCUGGUUAGUGAUGCAACUACAGUGUAGGCACCUAAACAGAGAAUAAAAUUUAUUUUCUAUGUCCCUAAGAAAAGGGC